Messenger RNA from Paramecium tetraurelia, 492 nucleotides. RefSeq lists its product as uncharacterized. Gene Ontology annotation, biological process: protein phosphorylation. The transcript has 4 exons. Gene Ontology annotation, molecular function: protein serine/threonine kinase activity; ATP binding. NCBI's taxonomy places the organism in Eukaryota, Ciliophora, Oligohymenophorea, Peniculida, Parameciidae. The record is from RefSeq and is a predicted model, not a curated record.
AUGAUAACCGCAUUUUAAGAUAAAAGAAGAUUUAUGCCUGGAGAUUUCCGUUUUCAUUUUGAGAAGAAUUAAAAGUUCUCAGAAAAAGAAUCAAAGUUCUUUAGUGAAGGUAUUAUAAUUGCACUAGAAUAUUUGCAUUAUUAAGGUGAUAUCCAUAGAGAUUUGAAAUCUGAAAACUUUAUGUUCGAUUCUGAAGGCUACUUCAUAUUGAAAGUUUUCACAAUCACAUCCAUCUGGAGUCCUAAUAACUCAUCAGAUACAAGUGGAACUGCAAAAUAAGUGUAAAUUAAAAGAUCUGAAAUUCCUGUUUCUUGGUCUUUAGAGCCUGCAGAUUUGGAGAAUCAAUUGAUCCAACGAAAGCCAUCCCAAAGAUUUGGAUCAAAUAAUCCAGAAGCUAUAAAAAAUCAUCCAAGGUUGAGAGGAUUCGAGUGGAAUAAAUUAUUCCAUAAGGAAUUGCAACCACCUUACAUUCAUCUUAGUUCAAGCAAUUGA